Molecule: messenger RNA, 463 nt
Organism: Lingula anatina
Lineage: Eukaryota; Metazoa; Brachiopoda; Lingulata; Lingulida; Lingulidae
Product: paladin
Source: RefSeq, a predicted model, not a curated record
AAGACUGCUAGAGGGAUACUCAACGUCGUCAAUUCGACUUAAAGUCCCGAAAUAGCUUUUAAAAGCUUUAAUUGCGUGUACCUAUGUGUAUCAUAAGAUGUUUUUUUCUGAGUAGGUCGAUACCAUGAUCAACAUGUGUGGGAGACUGCAUCACCUUAUCGACAAGCUGAACGACGCCAGAGAAACUCUAGAAAAUGUAACCGAAGAUUACACGGUCGAUGGUGAAAGCGCAAGACUGCGAUUCCACAAUCGCUGUAAGAGAUAUCUGGAGCGGUACUUCUACCUGAUAUGCUUCAACGCAUAUCUUCAUGACCAGUAUGGUUUCAGGUUCCACACCAGUUUCAGCCAAUGGAUGCGUGACAACCCCAUGUUAUACAGGCUUCUUGGACAACUAGAUAUAUCUGAGAGAACGACAAAGCCCAGUUUACUCUUAGAUAAUACGCGCUACUUGGUUAGUGUUUAG